GUAUAAUACUCAUAACAAAAGUGGUAUAUUGGACGCUUAGAUAUAACUUUAUUUAUUUGCUUAUCAAACGUUUGACUAGAUAAAGGGGCAAAAAGUUUAAACUUACAUAAAUUUGUUACAUGAUAGAGUGAUAGAAAAAAAUCGCGACAAGAAGGCGUGAACAUAUCUAUUUUUUUAAAAAAUUAUCUUCAGUUGUUCGGUAAAUAUCGAGGACGCGUGACCUUACUUCUGAUCUACUACACGGCUUCAUGUUGCGAUGAUCGUCCAAGUUUUCACAGGAAUUGCAGUUGUGUAUUUGUUUUCUCUUCUGGUUAAAUUUGGACGACGGUACAGCAAAUGGCUUCAUCUGACCUCCAAAAUUACCCCCAUGGGGAAGAUCCAUCCAUUUUGGGGACACUUGAACUUGUUUGAGAACAUGCAAGGCUACUUUAGAACCGUGCGAGAUACACAAGAGAGGACCAGAAUGAAGAUCUACCAUGGGUGGACCAUGUUCUUCUAUCCCGCUUUCGGUGUUUGUCACCCAGAAUCAGCGAAGGUUCUCCUUAAAUCCUCAGAACCCAAACCCAGGCACACCAUCGGCGGAUCUUACAGGCUCCUGUUGCCGUGGCUAGGCGAUGGCUUGCUGUUGUCUGGAGGUCGGAAGUGGGAAAGAAAUCGUCGUCUGCUGACGCCUGCCUUCCAUUUUGACAUACUCAGACCGUAUGUCCAGAUCUACAAUGACGUCGCUUCCGUUUUCUUGGAAAAAUUCCAGAACGCCUGCGACUCAAAACAAAGCAUAGAAAUUUACAGUUUGGUGUCACUGGCGACUCUAGACACCAUGUUACGGUGCUCUCUGUCAUACCACGGACGUGUGCAGGAAAUGGGAGAGAGUCAUCCUUAUGUAGACGCAGUCCAUAAGUUAGUUAAGCUUGCCAUUAAACGCAUGAUAUCACCAUGGUUGUACCCCGACUUCAUUUAUGGUUUAACACCUAGUGGAAGAGAGAACAAAAAAUUGACCAACUAUGUCCACCAAUUUGCAGAUAAAAUCAUUCAAUCCAGACGCGAAGCACUGAAAACCGAUCCAGAUUUAACAAAAAAGCUUCGUAGAGAUUUCCUUGAUAUUCUUAUCACAGCCAGAGACGAAAGUGGCAAAGGUCUCACUGCAGAGGAAAUCCGGGCUGAGGUCGAUACGUUUCUUUUUGAAGGACACGAUACAACAGCAUCAGGCAUUAGCUGGGCAAUUUACUCCUUGGCUAAAUACUCAGAAAUACAAGAAAAGGUUCACCAGGAACUCGUGGAAGUCUUGGGGGAACGUCAACAACUACAAUGGGAAGAUUUAAAUGAACUGAAGUACAUGUCGAUGUUCCUACGGGAGGUGAUGAGGAUGCACUCCCCUGUACCAGGAAUAGCUAGACACCUUACAAAGCCGGUAGUAAUUGAAGGAGUGGAAAUCCCAGCUAACUUUGACAUAGAUAUCCCCAUACACGCAGUUAAUCAUCACCCAGACGUCUGGCCUGAUCACAUGGAAUUCAAGCCCGAAAGAUUUGAAGAUGAGGCUAAAUUGUCACGUGAUCCUUUCAGUUAUUUUCCAUUUUCGGCAGGUCCAAGGAACUGCAUUGGACAAAACUUCGCAAUGAAUGAACAGAAGGUUAUGAUUGGGUCGUUACUGAAGAGAUUCAAAGUGAGUUUAGUAGAAGGUCACGUAUAUGAAGAAUUCCCGGAUGUGGUGAUGCGACCUAGGUAUGGCAUCAAGAUUAAUGUAGAAGAGAGGAAGUAGUCGACAGCUGUGGAUCUGUAAAUGAUGGAAGCAUAAUCUUUAUACGUCAUUCGGGUCAAAUGCACCGAAAAUAGAUUUAAUGAUGUAUGUUUGUAGAAUAAUCCAAAAGGGGAAAUCAUCCUGUUUGUGUAAUUUUAAUUCCUCGUGUCUGUCUUGUUGACUCGUUAAAAAUGACCGAAAUCAAUAAGAAUGAACAGAUUUACCUCUCACUUCUGUGACGUCAUCAGAGACAACGCUUGGGAAAGUAAUAAUGCCGAUGUCAUUUUUUAAGUAAAACGUCAUUUGAAAUGUUGGUGAUAUACCAGAGAUUUACCUUUUAAUUUUAACUGGACGCUUCAUGAAAGCAAUUCUUCAUCUUGUUCGUCCUAAGGUGAGAAUGAAACACAACUGACUAGGAUCUUCACAGUCCGCUGUGAUAGUAGAUAAUUGCUAUUUUCCUCAGACAAUCAAUAUGACGUAAAAUAUGUCAAUAUAUAUUUGUCAGUCACGAACGGUAUAGUAUUUUUGUAGUGUGUGUUUUUUUUUAAUUCGAUACGAUAGCUUAAUUUAUAAAAAUUUCUUUUCAUCA
This is a messenger RNA of Ostrea edulis (European flat oyster), 2324 nucleotides long. Its product is annotated as cytochrome P450 4F2-like. The record is from RefSeq and is a predicted model, not a curated record. Lineage: Eukaryota; Metazoa; Mollusca; Bivalvia; Ostreida; Ostreidae. Gene Ontology annotation, molecular function: iron ion binding; oxidoreductase activity, acting on paired donors, with incorporation or reduction of molecular oxygen; heme binding. The transcript is spliced from 12 exons. The coding region runs from base 257 to 1756 and encodes 499 amino acids.